GCGGCGGCGGAGCAGCAGAGCGCGCGGGCCCGCGCCUCAGCCCCGGUCGCCCUCUGCGCGACCCCCGUCCGCGGCGCCCCCUGACGCGCUCCCGCGGGGCCCCGUGGGGCCGGCCGCCCCCGAGCGCCCUCGGCCGCGCGACCCGACCCGCGCGGCCCCCCGGAGCCUCCCGGCGCACGCGGAAGUGGUGAGUUUCUGAACGGGCUUUGCAAAGUGGAAAAGAAAAUUCAGUCUGCUUUUGGAGGGACAUUGGACAGCCGAAUAAAUGCAGUAUCUAAAUAUAAAAGAGGAUUGCAAUGCCAUGGCGUUCUGUGCGAAAAUGAGGAGCUCCAAGAAGACGGAGGUGAGCCUGGAGGCCCCCGAGCCCGGGGUGGAGGUGUUCUUCUACCUGCCCGACCGGGAGCCCCUCCGACUGCGCAGCGGCGAGUACACAGCCGAGGAACUGUGCAUCAAGGCGGCGCAGACGUGCAGUAUUUCUCCUCUGUGUCACAACCUCUUCGCUUUGUACGAUGACAACACGAAGCUCUGGUAUGCCCCAAAUCACACCAUCACUGUCGACGACAAAACAUGGCUUCCGCUGCACUACCGGAUGAGGUUUUAUUUCACCAACUGGCACGGCACCAACGACAACGAGCAGUCAGUCUGGCGACAUUCUCCAAAGAAGCAGAAGAACGGCUAUGAGAAGAAAAAGGUCCCCGAGGCCACCCCUCUGCUGGACGCCAGCUCCCUGGAGUACCUGUUUGCCCAGGGACAGUACGAUCUGGUCAAGUGCCUGGCUCCCAUCCGAGACCCUAAGACUGAGCAGGAUGGACAUGACAUCGAGAACGAGUGCCUGGGAAUGGCUGUCCUGGCCAUCUCCCACUACGCGAUGAUGAAGAAGAUGCAGCUGCCAGAGCUGCCCAAGGACAUCAGCUACAAGAGGUAUAUUCCGGAAACAUUGAACAAGUCCAUCAGACAGAGGAACCUGCUCACCAGGAUGAGGAUAAAUAAUGUCUUCAAGGAUUUCCUAAAGGAAUUUAACAACAAGACCAUCUGCGAUAGCAGUGUGUCCACACAUGACCUGAAGGUGAAGUACCUGGCCACCUUGGAGACGCUGACAAAGCAUUAUGGAGCGGAAAUAUUUGAGACUUCCAUGUUACUGAUCUCAGCUGAAAAUGAGAUGAAUCGAUUUCAUCCAAAUGAUGGUGGGAAUGUUCUCUGCUAUGAAGUGAUGGUGACGGGUAAUCUUGGCAUCCAGUGGAGGCAGAAACAAAAUGUGGUUCCUGUCGAAAAGGAAAAAAAUAAACUGAAACGGAAAAAACUGGACAGUAAACACAAGAAGGAUGAGGAGAAAAGCAAGAUCCGGGAAGAGUGGAACAACUUCUGUUACUUCCCUGAAAUCACUCACGUUGUCAUCAAGGAGUCCGUGGUCAGCAUCAACAAGCAGGACAACAAAAAAAUGGAGCUGAAGCUCUCUUCCCAUGAGGAGGCCUUGUCCUUCGUGUCCCUGGUGGAUGGUUACUUCCGGCUCACAGCAGAUGCCCAUCAUUACCUGUGUACCGAUGUGGCACCCCCGCUGAUCGUGCACAACAUUCAGAAUGGCUGCCACGGCCCCAUCUGCACGGAGUAUGCCAUCAACAAGCUGCGCCAGGAGGGGAGCGAGGAGGGCAUGUACGUGCUGCGCUGGAGCUGCACAGACUUCGACAACAUCCUCAUGACCGUCACGUGCUUCGAGAAGUCCGAGGUGCUGGGUGGCCAGAAGCAGUUCAAGAACUUUCAGAUUGAGGUGAAGAAGGGCUGCUACAGCCUGCAUGGCUCAGAGAGCAGUUUCCCCAGCCUGGGGGAGCUCAUGGCCCACCUCAAGAAGCAGAUCCUGCGGACGGACAACAUCAGCUUUGUGCUGAAGCGCUGCUGCCAGCCCAAGCCACGAGAAAUCUCCAACCUGCUGGUGGCCACCAAGAAAGCUCAGGAGUGGCAGUGGCAGCCAGUGUGCCCCAUGAGCCAGCUGAGCUUCGACCGGAUCCUCAAGAAGGACAUUGUGCAGGGCGAGCACCUGGGCCGAGGCACGCGCACGCACAUCUACUCGGGGACGCUGGUGGAUUACCGGGACGACGAGGGCACGGCCGAGGAGAAGCGGGUCAAAGUGAUCCUCAAAGUCCUGGACCCCAGCCACAGGGACAUCUCUCUGGCCUUCUUCGAGGCGGCCAGCAUGAUGCGCCAGGUCUCCCACAAGCACAUCGUGUACCUCUAUGGCGUCUGCGUCCGGGACUUGGAGAACAUCAUGGUGGAGGAGUUCGUGGAGGGGGGCCCUCUGGACCUCUUCAUGCACCGGAAGAGUGAUGUCCUUACCACACCGUGGAAGUUUAAAGUGGCCAAGCAGCUGGCCAGUGCCCUGAGUUACUUGGAGGACAAGGACCUCGUCCACGGAAACGUGUGCACCAAGAACCUCCUCCUGGCCCGGGAGGGCAUCGACAGCGAAUGCGGCCCCUUCAUCAAGCUCAGCGACCCUGGCAUCCCCAUCACGGUGCUGUCCAGGCAAGAGUGCAUAGAGCGAAUCCCGUGGAUUGCUCCUGAGUGCGUGGAAGACUCCAAGAACUUGAGCGUGGCUGCCGAUAAGUGGAGCUUUGGCACCACCCUCUGGGAAAUCUGCUACAACGGCGAGAUCCCCCUGAAGGACAAGACCCUGAUUGAGAAAGAAAGAUUCUACGAGAGCCGGUGCAGGCCCGUGACCCCGUCUUGUAAGGAGCUGGCUGACCUCAUGACCCGCUGCAUGAACUACGAUCCCAACCAGAGACCCUUCUUCAGGGCCAUCAUGCGAGACAUCAAUAAGCUGGAGGAGCAGAACCCCGACAUUGUUUCCGAGAAAAAGCCAGCCACCGAAGUGGAUCCCACACAUUUUGAAAAGCGGUUCUUAAAGCGGAUUCGGGACUUGGGAGAGGGCCACUUUGGGAAGGUGGAGCUCUGCAGGUACGACCCGGAGGGCGACAACACCGGGGAGCAGGUGGCUGUGAAGUCCCUGAAGCCCGAGAGCGGGGGCAACCACAUUGCCGACCUCAAGAAGGAGAUUGAGAUCCUCCGGAACCUCUACCACGAGAACAUCGUCAAGUACAAGGGCAUCUGCACAGAGGACGGGGGCAAUGGAAUCAAGCUCAUCAUGGAAUUUCUGCCUUCUGGAAGCCUUAAGGAGUAUCUUCCAAAGAACAAGAACAAAAUCAACCUCAAGCAACAGUUAAAAUAUGCCGUGCAGAUCUGUAAGGGCAUGGACUACCUGGGUUCCCGGCAGUACGUGCACCGGGACUUAGCGGCGAGGAACGUCCUGGUGGAGAGUGAACACCAGGUGAAAAUCGGAGAUUUUGGGCUAACGAAAGCCAUCGAGACCGAUAAGGAGUAUUACACUGUCAAGGAUGACCGUGACAGCCCUGUGUUUUGGUAUGCCCCGGAGUGUCUGAUCCAGUGUAAGUUCUACAUCGCCUCUGACGUGUGGUCCUUUGGAGUGACGCUGCACGAGCUGCUCACCUACUGUGACUCAGACUCCAGCCCCAUGGCGUUGUUCCUGAAAAUGAUCGGCCCAACUCAUGGCCAGAUGACAGUAACGAGACUUGUGAAUACACUGAAAGAAGGAAAGCGUUUGCCUUGUCCACGGAACUGCCCUGAUGAGGUAUAUCAACUCAUGAGAAAAUGCUGGGAAUUCCGGCCAGCCAGUCGGACAACCUUUCAGAGCCUCAUUGAAGGAUUUGAAGCACUUUUAAAAUAAGCAUGAAUGACAUUUAAAUUCCUCCUGUAUCAAGUCCCACUGUCCCCAACAAAUACCCAUGUCAUUUAAAGAAAUUUUUUUUAAUGAAAGUUUGUAGUCCGUGUGAAAAAGAUCUUAGGUAUAUGUAUCUAUGUACGAGGCACACGUGGUGCUUGUUAAGUGUAUUUCCUUCCUAUUUAAAUUCGGCGCCAACCAUCUUAGGGACAGCCCAAAUAUUAUGACGUGCUUAGCCUAAGCACCCUCCUUCCACAGGAAGAGCAGAAAGAGAUCGUUUUUUGUCCGACUAGUCGGUCAUCACAGUUGGUUAUGAAAAUGGGAUUUUUCAAAACAAGAGGAAUUGACCAAAGUCUCAAGUUGACGGAUUUAUAUGCCAGGAACACAUCCCCCCUCUCCAGGCCGCUGGGGAAAGGUGAGAGGCAGGUGUGGCCACCGUGCUCGCUCCCCUGCCCACGCGCUGCUGGCCACAGGCCGCCUUGCUUGAGAGACCAGGUAGUGUGGCGUCAUUUCUCUCCAAGAUGUGUGUACUCCUGUCACCGUGAGGACUUAGCAUUUCCUUCAGUGGCUUAGCUCCUGUCCCCUUAGGUGACCUGUGGUACCUAUUUUUUUGAGCUGUCCCAGAGCAGUCAACUGUGGAAGACUUUGCUGCAUGAUAUUAAUUCAUGAGAACUAAGCCUGUGCUUUCCUAAAUGGUCACUGACUGAGGGCCAGGACGCUCAGCUCCUGCUGUUUAACUGCAGGAGCUCGGCCACCCUGGGGCACACCCAGGAGCAUGGUUACGAAUGCUGGCUGCAGCCACUCGGAAUGCACUGUGCGCCCGAGACUUUCGGGACUUCCCUUGCCCUGCAAGAGUCGGCCAGUAUUCUGGCCAUCAUCCUCUAGCAUAAAACCUGACGGAAGAGGCACCACGGAGACCCGGCUCCCUGGACGGGUCGGAGGGAGCCGGGCGAGCGGCGGUCUCUAAGCUCGAGGCUGAGAGGCUUCCUUGCAUUUGACUGAUGUUGCAGAAGAGUUGUGGAUGGAUCCGUGGCAAUGGUCAACUUGCCAUAGCAUUCGCUCAGUCGCCCUCUGUCGCCGAGGUCUCCGUCAUACCUGUGGCCACUCUCUAUGCACUUUGUUUACUCUUUAUACAAAUAAAC
Messenger RNA from Sorex fumeus (smoky shrew), 4869 nucleotides. RefSeq names its product Janus kinase 1 (gene JAK1). NCBI's taxonomy places the organism in Eukaryota, Metazoa, Chordata, Mammalia, Eulipotyphla, Soricidae. Gene Ontology annotation, molecular function: cytokine receptor binding; ATP binding; non-membrane spanning protein tyrosine kinase activity. The record is from RefSeq and is a predicted model, not a curated record. Gene Ontology annotation, biological process: hemopoiesis; cell differentiation; cytokine-mediated signaling pathway. The transcript is spliced from 25 exons. Bases 266 to 3733 code for a protein of 1155 amino acids. Gene Ontology annotation, cellular component: cytoskeleton; cytosol; membrane.